UCUCUCUCGCGCGCUUCGAAAUAGGCCGGGGCUUUUCGGUGGCGCGACUGCGCUCUUCCCCGAGACACACUCUGCAGCGCCGCGGAGCUUCUUCGCCGGGCUUUAUUGUGACGUUUCGCGGCGCGUCGACGACGCAAGCUCGCGCGAUCUCUGUUCGCGUCUGAUAGUAUCUCCCGCGCGUUUUUCUCUCCGUCCUCAUCUUCUUUUUUCUUCCUUCAUACGCUCGACCGGUCGAACGACGCGAAGUAAAUUAAAAAAGCUCGCUCGAUGUGUGUAGACUAUAGUAAUGUAGACUCGCGGUUCUGUGUAGUCUCGAUGGAUGUACGGGCUAACACAGUUGUUAGGAAAAUUAGGUCGUCGUGCGUGUGCGGCUAAAAAAAGAAGGAAGACACGUUGUUGGUGAAAAUGUAUAUUUAUACGCUGCGUGAACCAGCAAUUUUUUCGAGUAUUAAAUGGAAGUGAGGUGCCGAGUGUGAUGGUGUGAGAGAGAAGCUUUUGUUGUAUAUACGUGUUUGUGGACGGUUGAAGAAGAGGAGCGGGAGAAAUCGAUGGAUCAUGAGGAUCGUGUGAUCAUCGGGAUAUCAUCGAGGACGAGUCAUGGGAAGUCAAUGCUGCAAAUGCGACAAAGAGAAGAAGUACUAUAUUUGGGGAUCGACUCGACGCUCCAGUUAUCGGCAUCGAGGGGAGCCGCCGAUGCCGAGCGACCGUUUCCGCGUGGAGGCGCGCGGGAACCGAGUACAGCUGACGCUGCAGCACGCGAGCAGAGAUGACGCGGGCCACUACGCCCUCAUAGCCAAGAAGUUGCCUCACGACAACGAAUCCGAGCGACUCUUCUCCAGGAGAAUACAUAUGAGUGUGGACGAGCCCUCGUUUACGGAGGAGGGCGAUCCGCCCCUCUUCCUACGCCGACUCACCGAUCUCACGGUCAAAGUCGGCACGAGGACGCGAUUCCUCGUCGAAAUACGAAGCACCACCGAUCCGAAGGUGUCUUGGCACAGAAACGACGAGCCGAUCCAGGCGGGACCGAGGUUUUCCUUCGUGCACGAGGGAAACUUUUAUUGCGUGGACGUCGCGCCGGUGACCGUCGAGGAUCAAGGCCAUUGGACCUGCAUGGCCGAGAACCUAUCUGGCAGAUCGUCCUGCACUUCGCACCUUAAUGUCCUAGUCCCGAAAGCUUAUAAGAGGCCAGAAUUCGUUAGCGAACUCCGUGCACUGCUGACGGAGACAGGCACUGUAUCGUUAGAAUGCAAAGUUGUCGGAGUACCUACGCCAGUCUUAAAAUGGUUCAAAGACGACAAAGAAAUCAAAGCCGGCGACGUUUUCGCGUUGACGGCCAACCCCGACGAUCCCACAUCCCUGGGAACAUACACAUGCGAAGCAGUGAACUGCAUGGGCACAGCCUAUUCAUCCUCUAGAGUUCACGUUGUUGGUAAAGGAAGCAGAGAAGGUUCGUUGAAGCCAGCCGAUACAUUUAUAGUAACCGGAGAUCCGCCGAUUUUUAAAUCGAUUUUGAGAGACGAAUCUUGUAAAAUUGGAGAAAGCUUGUCUCUGUCUUGCAAAGUUCAAGUACCACCAUGGCCGAAAGAAAUCAUAUGGUACAAUAAAGAAGGCCGAGUAGAGGCAGACGAUCGAUACAAAAUUAUGGAAGAUGGGUUAGGAGGCUAUUCGAUCCAAGUGAAUCCUGUAGAAGCUGUUGACGAAGGCGAGUGGAAGUGCGUUGCCACCAGUGCCGAAAACGUCAAACAAUUCACUACAUGCUAUGUCGCAAUGUCCAUUCCAAAAAACUACAGAAAGCCUCGAUUUAUGGAGAGCUUGAAAGCAGUAUUGACAGAAGAAGGUCUCGUAUCAUUCGAAUGCAAAGUAGUCGGUUUUCCCACGCCCUUGUUGAGGUGGUUCAAAGACAGCCAGGAACUUAAACCCGGUGAUGUAUAUCAACUAACUGGAACAAACUCAUUAGGCUCUUAUUGCUGCAUUGCAAAGAACUGCAUGGGCGAAGCUAAAAGCACAGCAGAGUUAACAGUCGAAGACAUUCAAAACCAACUUAACGAAGAAGAGCGACUUCAGUUACUCACUACCAAUCAACCGCCAAAGUUCAUCAAAGGUUUACGGAGCAGUGAAGCAAAAAUUAGCGAAAGCUUUAAGUUUUCAGUGCAAGUCAGCGUUAUGCCAGAACCCAGCUUGGCUUGGUAUCGCGACGAUCACCCCAUAGAUAACGAAGAAAAGUACCGGAUAGAGCGAGAAACUCUUGGCAUUUGCCACUUAGAAAUCAAAAGGCUCGAUUUUUGUGACCAAGCCGAGUGGAAGUGUGUCGCCAGCAAUGAUUUCGGUCACAGUGUAACUUCGUGCUUUCUCAAACUUAUCAUUCCAAGGCAUUACAAAAAACCAAGAUUUUUGGAAAACCUACGUGCUAUUCUAUCUGAUGGUGGCGCAGUGAAUCUCGAAUGCAAAGUCAUUGGUGUACCGCAACCCGUAUUAAAAUGGUACAAAGAUGGCGAAGAACUCAAGCCUGGGGAUAUCCAUAGGAUAAUUUCUGGCCAAGACGGAACAUGCUGUUUGGGCACUUACACUUGCGAGGCAACCAACUGUAUGGGAUCUGUUAGUAGUUCUGCAUCUCUUCUUGGUUUUGAAGAUCGUGUUGCUUCAGCUCAAGCCCUUGAAGGUACUUCGGCCAUGUUAUCACAAAUCGAUCACGAACGUGAAUUAGCGCGAAAUCUCUCGCUCUCGACUAUACACGAAGAAAGGACCUCGCAGCUUUUAGACACGGCACAGACCGAUCAUUCCGUAACUCUUGAUGAUCGAGGUGAAGUUUCAUUUAGUUUCGAUGGAAAAGAAGUUUCAGUCAGUCUUUAUGAAACUCCUGAUCUUACGGAAGAAGAGGCAUUACAAAUAGUCGAGAUGUAUGCUGAUCAACUUUCAGAACACGUUACAGAGCAUAAUGUCGUAGAGUUACCGCCAAUGCGUUUUGUGAAAGAAACAUCUACAUCCGGUAAUUUGUUGAUGGAAGCGGUGGUUAUCGACGUGUCUCCAGAUUACUUUGUAAGUGUAGAGGAGGGUGAUGACUUACGUACUGAAGCAGACUUUGAAGAUAUGUCAAUUAUGGAUGGCGUAUCUCUAUUGUCUCCAUUAACCGAGUCAAUAGAUGAUGCCAGAGAACCAACACGACCACCGAGAAGAAAGUCAGCAGGAAGUGUUUCUUUAAAAGCUCAAGAACAACUGGAAUCUGAAAGUUUUCAUAGUGCAAAAGAUCCAUUGACGUCUAGUCAUAAGAAAGAAGAGGCGGAUGUUGAUAUGGAUGUCGACAGCGAAGCAUUUGCAGAUGCUCUAUCAUCAGCCCGUACAAGAACCGAAAGUAUCGCUGCAGAUACAAAAGAUCAGAAAGAACUUAGAAAAAGAAGUAUGAGUGGUACUUCUAGUCUCGAAGCUGGUGAUUCGUCAUUAGAUUCUGUUUCCGGAAUAAUGAAAAAGAAGAAAAAGGGAGAUAAGAAAGACAAGAAGAAAAGUCGACUAGGAGAGAAAGGCAGUUCGGAAGAAUCUUCGUUGGGUAUCGAAGAUGAAGAUCAUAAAAAAUUAUUAGAAACUAAAGUGUCAUUUGCAGAUGACGAGGAAGAAGACAAACCUGCUUCGAAGGCCAAUAAAGAAAGACUUGUAGAUUUGCUUCGACAAAUUUCCGAGCCAGUUUUGAUUAUUAGAGAAGCUUUAAUUGAUUCAGAUUUUCUUUACGAAGAUGACAAUUUAAUAAAUGCAUUUGUGACAGAUAAUAUUGUAAUUCCAAUUCAAAAUCUUUGUGAAAUGAUUGAUGAUAUCGAAACUAAAGCUUUAAAAGGUGCAGGUGAUAGGUCCUUACUUCAAAAUGUUAGGAUUUCAAUUUUAGAAACGAUCGGAGGCCCAACUGAAGAGUUGUUGAGAGGUUUAGAAUUGAUUAGACGAGAAGAAAGCGAUGGGAAUAUUCAUAUCAAUUUGUCAAUACUGGAGUCAUUAGUAGAUCCUGUGGAUGAAAUUCUGUUUGGACUAGCUAAAUUAGAAAAUGAAUUAUCUGGAAGAAAUAUAAGUGAGAGUCCAAUUGUUCUUGAACGGAUUAUACGCACUACUAAUAGACUUGGGACUACUCUCAAAGAAGCUGAUACAGAACUUAAAACAGCAAUGGGAACUGCUUUGCAAAAAAUUAAUCAUAUCUUAAAUGCAUACCUAAAUAGCAUAACCUUGAAUCAGUUUGGUGUUUGGACAGAAAAUAUUGAUGCUGUACUUGUAGAAUCCCUGGCGCGACCUCUGGAAGAUCUUGAACGUUCGUCAAAGUAUGUUAUGCAAGGAAACUAUACUGAAGACACUAGUGAAGUUAUUAGCAAAAUGUCAGAUGCAUUUAAUGAAAUAUUGUCUAGACUUGAUGCCCUUGUAGUUGCACUUGAAGGCUAUGAAAGUGAUUAUAGAAAAAAUUUCGUUGUGAAUUUGAAGACUUCUUUAGUCUCAGCAGCUGAGGAACUUUCAAAAGCAAAAGACAUAAAAUCCAAAAGUUUCGAAGAAUCGCAUGAUAAUUUGCCAGAAAUGAUUCUUGAUUCUUUGAUUGACGCUCAAACUGCUGUGAACGCAGUAUUACGUGAAGUUGAAAGCACAACUGAAGAAAAAGAAACAAAAGUUCCCAGAGUAUCAGAAUUGGCAUUAAGCUUAGCUGAGUUAAGAGACGCAGUAUCUUAUGCUGUCCACAAAACCACUACACUAAGAAAGGUCGAAACUAUAAACGCUCUUAUAAACUUAAAAGAACCUUUGAUUGAUUUACAGUUGUCGCUUUCAGUUGAUAGAGUAUCAGAUGAAAUACCAAUUAUAAAAAAUAUCGUAUCUCCACUCGAUUCAUUAAAAAAUGUUAUGCAAGUAGUUAUUCAACAUACCGAAAAAUCCGAACCUAACGUCGAAGUUUCAGUGGUUAUUAAACCUAUCUAUGCAAUUGUGGAAGAAUUACAGCAGCAAAUCCCCAUGAUUUUGGAUGAUCUUGAAGAAGACGUAUUUAAAGAUAAAGCUGAUUCGACGGAGGUCAUGGGGCUUGGUAAAAAAAGUGCAGUGCAACAAACUAUUGACAAUUUACAAAUGGCAUCAGAAUUGGGUACGGUUCACUUUGAUUUGGCUACUGUAUUAGAGAAAUGUCAAAAAGACAUUGGAAAUGUCGAAACAUCGCCUAUAUUUUCAAAAAUCAGUGAAUUAAGACAGAGUAUUGGAAAUACAGCGAUCGCAAUCGAUAAAAUUUCAACUAGUGCAGAGCCAAAUAUUGAAAAUUUAAUAGAGGAAUUACUUGAUCUUAAAAUACCAUUAUUAAGAUUACAAAAUGCUUUACUGACGGAAGAUAGUACUUCGCGAGAACAACAAGUUAUAGUUCAAAUACUUCAGCCAUUAAAAAGAUUAAAAGCUGUUACAAAAACGUUUGCAGAAGAGGUUGUUCAAACAGAACCUAUUAUGUCAAUCAUAAAUUUGAUUGAUGAUAUCAGAAAAGAUAUAACACUUCAUUCGAAAAUCGUCACGAAAAAAGCUAUUGAAGAAGAAUUCAACAUACAAUCUGAAAGUUAUUCUUCUAUAGAUUUCGGUCAUAAAGAUUUUCGUGAAAAGGCCGCAGUUGAAAGUAUACAGGAUCUGAGUGUUGGUGAACAAGCAUCAUUACGAACUCCGGAUUCAUUACUUGUUGAUAGUGAACAUGAUCAAUCAUCACAAAGAUCAGAUGCGAAUAAAUAUUCGCAAUCAACUGAUGAAGCUACUCAAAAUCUUGUACAAUCAGAUAUGUCUAUAGAAUCAUUAGUAGAUCGAGCUACUGAAGUAUCUAAUGAAUCCCCGGAUCAAGUGCAAAGAGCACGAUUAGAUAAAAUUACAGAAAAACGCGUAAUUUAUCCAAAAGAAGAAUUCGCUUUCGUGAUAUCUGAAUCUUUAGAAGAAAUUCAAAAAGACAUAUCCGAGAUUUUAGAAGAGUUUGAACAAGAAUCUGUCACAACACCACAUUCUGUAUCCAAAUUAGCAGAAGCACUCGAAAAUCUACGACGAACGAUUUUGAACGUUCGUUCUAAAGUUUCGAAAAUAGCUGUGGAAAUAUCUGAUGUUAAUUCUGAAUCUUCCCAUGCUGAAUCUUACGACAGUGCCGAACGGAUAUCAUUAUCUCUAAAAGAGUUGUUACAGCCAAUACUAGAAGUGCGUGAAGCUUUAGUGCAAACGCAAGAUCAUAGAGCACCCGAAUUGCUUUUGUUAAAUCGUCUUGAUCAACCAAUUCGAGCUAUUGAAUUUAACGUCUUACAAUUGGCUCUAGAAGCACAUUCACAUACAGCAGAGAGCGAUGAAACAUCAAGUCGUGCAAGUUUAGAUGCGAUGGCUCGUGCUCUUGAAGAUAUCGAAUCUCAAAUACCAGUUGCUCUUGAUGAAGUGAAUUAUCGACAAGAAAUUUUAAGCGUAUUACGAAAUGUUUCGAAACCUCUCGAAGAAAUCAGAGAAAGGAUGCACGAAAUAUCUUUGGACUCAACUAAUGAAGAUAACUUAGAACUCGACGUUGCUUCUAUACUUAAUGAACCAAUUGAUACAUUUAGAGAUGCAUUAAAUGAACUCUUUUAUCGUAUUGGAUCUACUGAUCACGAUGAAAAGAAUAAAGAUUCCACUUUGAUUUUAAGUUAUUUAAUAGAACCACUUGUAGAAUUACAAAACUCAUUAUCUGUUGUUCGAAGCAGCAGAAAAACUUCAGUUGCAGAAACGGGUUUAUUAGACGAAAGAAAAAACGUUAUUUUACGAGCUGUAGAAGAAGUCCGCUCUGGUAUCGAUGAAAUCCGUAAUGAAGCCAAUAAAACUGAAAAUAUUACUACAGUUGAAAAAUUAAUUUUUUCUUCGAUCGAUGGACUGGACGCAGCUUUAGUUUCUGUUCAAAAUCAAGUCAGCAAAGCCAAAUACAGUCGUAGAGGAAGCUGUAUAGGUACUUUACAGCAAAGAGCGAUAGAGCCAUUGCAGCAACUAGCUGAAAAAAUUGGAAUCGUUGAAGAGCAAAUGGAUGAAAAUACAUUAGAAUUUAUUGUGGAGCCUCUAGAAACUCUAUGGAAACAAAUUCAGUUAGCUCAGACUCAAUUUCUGCAAUCGUCGUUAGACGAAGAAGCUAUUAUCGAAGGAUUUUUAUAUCCGGCCAAGCGUUUACUCUCGUCAUUGGAAUCAAUAAAACGGGAAAGAUUUACAAUACAAGAUAAUGCUGUAAAUCUUUUGCAAGAAUUGUCAGAAGGUACUUCUAAUUUGGGAGCGACAUUCUUAAAUUUACAAAAUGAGUUAAUACAAGAAGGUGCUGAAGAGAAUGAUUCCAUUAUUGAAACAUUAACAGCUGUUUUAACGCCUCUGAAUAAUGUAAAGCCACUUAUAAAUGAGAUUUCCAGUAGUGAUAAAACCGCAAUGGAAGCUCCAAUAGCAAACGAUCAGCAGUCAAAGGUAAAUGACAAGAAAAAAGCUUUAUCUCUUAAUAUAAAAGGGGACGAAGGUGAAUUAAACGUAAAUGUGAUUGACCAUGAAGUAGACGUAAGGGUAAUGGACCGUCAAGUAGAAAAUAAAGUUCCAACAAUACUGACGACUGUCGAGACAAUUGUCGAUGAAUUUAUCGAAGUUUCGAAACGUGAGACGGAAAGUUUGACAACGUUGAAAUUAGCUUCGACGGAGUCAAUCACAGAAGAAGGUUCUUUACGAAAUAUCGACAGAAGAAUAGAACCAGUAGUUAUACAGACAGGUGAAAUUACAGAAAUAGAUACAACUUCUGAAAAUAAAGUUAACGAUGGACUUGAAAAUAAAACUGUUAAUUUAAUGGAAACAGCAUCAGACCUAAUUACCAGUAGGCGAGAUAGUGUAACUGCAUUAUGGUCAAUGAUCAAUGAACCACUGAAUAACUUACAGCAAUCAAUUACAUCAAUUAUUGAAACUCCAGCAGUUAUUGACGCAAUGAAUAAAGAAGACGUAAAUGCCAUGCAAAAUCAUAUUAUUAUGGAACGGUUGACAGAUUUACAAACAUCAAUUGCAGCUAUGCAGCAAAUAGCUAGUACAGAUUCUGAAGAGCUUACGCUAGCCUCAUGGCAAGAGAACAGCUUACCAGCCUUGCAAAAUUUAGCUAUAUCCAUAGAAGAAUUAGGGCAGCAUUUACCUAUGCUAGCGACACAAAAUGUUACAGCACAAGAUAAUACUACAGAUACAGAAGAGAUAUCUUAUAGUAGUAAUAUAACGUUUGCGUUGAAAACUUUAAUUACCCCAUUACAAGAGUUAAGAGAACGUUUAGGGUUGAUAGUAGAAGAACAAAUUCCUUAUGAGUCAAAACCUGACGAAAUUCAGAUAGGAACAGAAGGAUUUAAUAUGCCACAAUAUUUGUCUAAAGGUGAUUUCGAAGAUCAAAUUGAAAGUCAAAUCGAAAUUCUUGCUGAUUUAGAUCUGAAAACAAUGGAAACAAAAGUUGCAGUUCUUUCUCAGAAACUCGUAAACGAACACGUAAACGUCGAAAUAACAGUUGUCGGAGAAGGUUCUAAGGAAGUAAUGAACAUUGCGCCGAUCGAAAAUCAACAGGAAAUCAUAAGUAAUGUAGAUCAAACUCUUUUACAAAAUGCUGCUGCAGAACAAGUUAUAGCUGAAGAACAUUCUGAUAAAAUUCAAAAUAUGCACAUAAAAUUAGAAUCUGAAAAUGCUGAACUUAUAGUUUCUAAAGACCUACAAGAACUUGUUUCUUUUAAAGAUGCAAUAAUAGGACAAAUACAAUAUGAUGACGAAGUGGAAGACGAGGAGCAACAAGCCUUAAUAGACAUUGAAAAGGCUGGUGUCGUUGGUGUAGCUAAUAAAGAUUAUAUUGUGACGGAAGAAGUGAUAGCCACUGAAAAAGUACAAGAAAUGGAAAGCUCAAAGGUGGAUGAGGCGAAUGCAGCAAUAGCUCUCGAAGAAAAUAUAGAAAAAGUAAUUCUUGAAAACGUUGAAACAACUAAAAUAGAGACCUCAACUUUAUCAAAGGAAAAUAAGCAGUCCAAAGUUUCUGAAGAGGCAAGCAGUAAUAUUGCAAUUACAGAUGAAUAUAGCCAAGACUUUUGUGAAGAUAUACCACCUGUUGUAUUAGAUCGACCAUCAAUUAAUAUACAAGAAAUAGAAAUAAACAAAUGUAUAGCUGUUGAACAAUUUGAAAAAGAUGAAGUCAAUAAUCAGUUGAAAGAUUUAGCUUUUCAGGAAGAAUUGGAAAGUACAGCGGUUAUUACUCAACAGCCUGAACAUGAAUUAGUUUGUGAAAAUAUUAAAACUAGUCAGGUCAAAGCGAUAGCUUUUCCGGAAACAAGACAAGAAAUAUUGGAUAAUACGGCAGAAUUUGUUGACGAUCAGUUGAAAUCGAUGUCAGAAGAUAAAGCAGAUGUAAUGAUAAAAGAAGUUCCAUUAUCAGAACAUAUUUUAGCCCAAGAACAAGUUACAGUAAACAGUACUCAAGAAUUAAAUUCAUCAAACAUUACAGAGAUUCAAAAAGGUCUUGUCUCCAUAGAACCAGCUCGAGAUUUCAAUGGAAUAGACCACUUAAAUAAGCCUGAAAUACAAGUAGCUGAGUCAACAACAAGUAAACCAGACAAAGAUCUAAAAUUGACUACGGCUACAAUAGAAACUAUUGAUAAUGACGAAGAUAUUGCGAGCAUAGAUUCCUUAAAGAUGGAGUCGGACCACGUAAAAACUGUUUUAAUAGCACAUGAAGCACCUGUUUCGUCCGAAGUAGUUGGUGAAGACAGUGUAAAAGAAAUGGCAGAUCUUAAAGAUGUAAACCACACAGAAAACAACGUGACACUGUCCAUGCAAACAUCUGAGGAACUUACAUUUGGUGAAGUUACAACAAUAGAUGUUAAGCAAAAAAGCGGUGACCACGAAGUAGAUUUUAGUAAAACAGAAGAAAAUGCUGAAAUCAAAAAACAAGAGCAAUCUGAAAAAUUGGAAAUAGAGGAAGAAGAAGGUAAAUUGAUAGAAGAAGUUGAGGAAUCAAAGAAAAAUAAAAGAGAAAAAUCGAAAGAAGAGCGAGAAAGACGUGAAAAUAUAGCGGAAGCAGAAAAAUUAAAAAAAGAGAAGGGAGAACAUGAAACAAAAAAUGAGGCAGAAGAUCUAAACAGAAAGAAAGAUGAACCUGAAAAGAAACAGGAAGAACAUCGCAAACAACUUGAGGAGGCUGAGAAAUUAAAUACAGAGCAGACAGAGACAUUAGAGGAGGAAAAACGUACAAAGAAAGAGGAAGAUGAGAAAUUAAAUAAAGAAGAAGAAGAAUGUAAAAAGAAAAAAGUAGACGAUGGCCAGGAACAAGCUAAAGCUAAGAGAGAACAGAAAGAGGAAGAUGAACAUAGAAAAAAAGAGGAAGACGAUCGCAAAAUACAGGAGGAAGCCAAGAAAUUAAAAACAGAAAAAGAAGAACGUGAAAAUAAAGAAAGUGCUAAAAAAUUAAAACUAGAAGAAGAUCAGAAAAACAUAAAGAAAUCCGAGAAAGUAAAGAAAGAGGAAGUGGAACAUAAAGAGAAAGAAAAACGCAGAAAGCACGAAGAAGCUGAAAAAUUAAAAACAGAGGAGGCAGAGAAGUUAAAGGAAGAGGAGAAAGAUCAUAAAAAGAGAAAAGAAGCUGAAAAAUUAGAGAUAGAGAAAGAAGAACGAAGUAAGAAAGAGGAAGCCGAAUGCAAAAAACAGGAGAAAGCUGAAGAAGUGAAGGAAGAGGAAGAUGAACGUAAAAAGAAACAGGAAGCAGAAAAAUUGAAGGAGGAAGAAGAGCGUAAAAAGACAGAAGCAGCAGAAAAAUUGAAGCUAGAGGAGGAAGAGCGUGAAAAGAAAGUGGAAGCGGAAAAAUUAAAGAAAGACGAGGAAGAAUUUAAACAGAAAGCGGAAGCAGAAAAAUUAAGGCUAGAGGAAGAAGACCGUAAAAAGAAAAAAGAAGCAGAACAAUUAAAGAAGGAAGAAGUAGAACAUAAAAAGAAAGAGAAAGCAGAGAAAUUGAAAAAAGAGGAGGAAGAACUUAAAAAGAAAGAGGAAUCAGAGAAAUUGAAGAAAGAGGAAGAUGAACAUAAAAAGAAGGAGGAAGCAGAAAAAUUAAGGCUGGAGGAAGAAGAACGUAAAAAGAAAAAAGAAGUAGAACAAUUGAAGAAAGAAGAAGAAGAACGCAAAAAGAAAGAGGAAGCAGAGAAAUUGAAGAAAGAAGAAGAAGAGCGUAAAAAGGAAGAGAAAGCAGAAAAAUUAAGGCUGGAGGAAGAAGACCGUAAAAAGAAAGAGAAAGCAGAAAAAUUAAGGCUGGAGGAAGAAGACCGUAAAAAGACAGAGAAAGCAGAAAAAUUAAGGCUGGAGGAAGAAGACCGUAAAAAGACAGAGAAAGCAGAAAAAUUAAGGCUGGAGGAAGAAGACCGUAAAAAGAAAGAGAAAGCAGAAAAAUUAAGGCUGGAGGAAGAAGACCGUAAAAAGAAAGAGAAAGCAGAAAAAUUAAGGCUGGAGGAAGAAGACCGUAAAAAGGAGGAAGCAGAAAAAUUAAAAUUAGAGGAAGAAGAGCAUAAGAAGAAGGAGGAAGCAGAAAAAUUGAAGCUAGAAGAAGAAGAGCGUAAAAAGAAAGAGGAAGCAGAGAAAUUGAAAAAAGAGGAAGAAGAACGUAAAAAGAAAGAGGAAGCAGAAAAAUUAAGGCUAGAGGAAGAAGAGCGUAAAAAGAAAGAGGAAGCACAAAAAUUAAAGUUAGAGGAAGAAGAGCGUAAAAAGAAAGAGGAAGCAGAAAAAGUAAAGCUGGAGGAAGAAGACCGUAAAAAGGAGGAAGCAGAAAAAUUAAAGUUAGAGGAAGAAGAGCGUAAAAAGAAAGAGGAAGCAGAGAAAUUUAAAAAAGAGGAAGAAGGGCGUAAAAAGAAAGAGGAAGCAGAGAAAUUGAAGAAAGAAGAAGAAGAUCGUAAAAUGAAAGAGGAAGCAGAAAAAUUAAGGCUGGACGAAGUAGAUCGUAAAAAGAAGGAGGAAGCAGAAAAAUUAAAGUUAGAGGAAGAAGAGCGUAAAAAGAAAGAUGAAGCAGAAAAAUUAAAGAAGAAAGAAGUAGAACAUAAAAAGAAAGAGGAAGCAGAAAAAUUAAGACUAGAGGAAGAAGAGCGUAAAAAGAAGGAGGAAGUAGAAAAAUUAAGGCUAGAGGAAGAAGAACGUAAAAAGAAAAAAGAAGCAGAACAAUUAAAGAAGGAACAAGUAGAACAUAAAAAGAAAGAGGAAGCAGAGAAAUUGAAAAAAAAGGAGGAAGAACUUAAAAAGAAAGAGGAAUCAGAGAAAUUGAAAAAAGAGGAAGAUGAACAUAAAAAGAAAGAGGAAGCAGAAAAAGUAAAGCUAGAGGAAGAAGAGUGUAAAAAGAAAGAGGAAGCAGAAAAAGUAAAGCUAGAGGAAGAAGAGUGUAAAAAGAAAAAAGAAGCAGAACAAUUAAAGAAGGAAGAAGUAGAACAUAAAAAGGAAGAGGAAGCAGAGAAAUUGGAGAAUGAGGAAGAAGAACUUAAAAAGAAAGAGGAAUCAGAGAAAUUGAAAAAAGAGGAAGAUGAACAUAAAAAGAAAGAGGAAGCAGAAAAAGUAAAGCUAGAGGAAGAAAAGUGUAAAAAGAAAGAGGAAGCAGAAAAAGUAAAGCUAGAGGAAGAAGAGUGUAAAAAGAAAAAAGAAGCAGAACAAUUAAAGAAGGAAGAAGUAGAACAUUAUAAGGAAGAGGAAGCAGAGAAAUUGGAGAAUGAGGAGGAAGAACUUAAAAAGAAAGAGGAAUCAGAGAAAUUGAAAAAAGAGGAAAAUGAAUAUAAAAAGAAAGAGGAAGCAGAAAAAGUUAAGCUAGAGGAAGAAGAAUGUAAAAAGAAAGAGGAAGCAGAACAAGUGAAGCUAGAGGAAGAAGAGUGUAAAAAGAAAGAGGAAGCUAAGAAAGUAAAGAAAGAGGAAGAAGAACGUAAAAAGAAAGAGGAAGCUGAGAAAGUAAAGAAUGAGGAAGAAGAACGUAAAAAUAAAGAGGAAACAGAACAAUUGAAGAAGGAAGAAGAAGAGCGUAGAAAGAAAGAGGAAUCUGAGAAAUUGAAAAAAGAGAAAGAUGAACGUAAAAAAAAAGAGGAAGCAGAACAAUUGAAGAAAGAAGAAGAAGAGCGUAAAAAGAAAGAGGAAGCAGAAAAAUUACAGAAAGAGGAGGAAGAACUUAAAAAGAAAGAGGAACCAGAGAAAUUGAAAAAAGAGGAAGAUGAACGUAAAAAGAAAGAGGAAGCAGAAAAAGUAAAGCUAGAGGAAGAAGAGUGUAAAAAGAAGGAGGAAGCAUAUAAAUAUAAUUUUGAUGCUACUGAGUCUUUAUGGUCAUCAAUUGAAAAACCAUUGGACAGUUUGCAACAUUUAAUUGCAGAUAUUUUUCAGACACCUACAACUCUAGAAACGAUUGCUGUUGCCGAAGCAAGCUUAGCUCAAUUAAAAAUUGAAGAGCAUUUGAGCAAUUUACAAUUGUCAAUAGCUGCCAUUAAACUAACUGCUGGGGAAAGAAUUGAAAACAUUUCUUCGUUAAAAGAAGGAAAUGACUCAAUUCCUUUGCAGAACUUAGCUUCGUCUUUAGAAAGUUUUUGCAAUUAUUUACCCCAGAUCGCUAGUCAAACUAAUAUUACACAAGAAAGUGAAAAGUUGGAAGACAUACCAUACGCUAAGCCUAACAUCGCAAUUGCUUUAGAAUUGAUGAUCAAGCCGCUUCAGGAAUUGCAAGAAAGUUUAGGUUUGGUUAUUGAAGACGCACCACAACAGAUGUUACUUCAUGAGCAAACUAAAAAAGACAAAGUUAGCAAAUCAGGAAAAGUGCAGGACAAAAAACGAAAAGAAAAGAAAGAAACAGAAAAUACAACAAAAGGGGAAGAACUAUUGAAAGAUGAAUCAUCGAAAAAGUAUAAAAAAGAAAGUGAGAAGAAAAGGCCUGAAGAACCUUUAAAAUCACCGAAAGAUGAAAAUAAAAAGAAGGAAGCAACGGAGAGAUUGGAAAAGAAUGAAGAAGAACAUAAACAGAAAGUAGAAAACGAGAGAUUACAAGCAAAAGAAAAACAGGAUGAUGAGUGUUAUAAGAAGGCGGUAGAACACAAAGAGAAAGAAGAAUUCGAUGCAAUUGAGAAUGAACAGGUAGCCGACAAGAAAGAACAGGAUGAUGGAUUGAAAAUUAAAUAUGCUGAUAAACUUAAGAAAGAGAAUGAUGAGAAAAUGACCAGAGUAGCUGAAAGAUUAGUAAAAAAGGAAGAAGAAUACAAAACAUAUGAUAGAAGGUUGAAAGAACAAUAUAAAAUAAAUAAAUCUAAGCAAGAGGUUAGCAAUGAAACUGAUAUAUCGCAUUUGAAGAGUAGUGCAAUGAGUAAAACAGCAGAAUAUAGAAGACGGGAAAAUGGACGAACGGAGUCUAAUCAUUUUGAACCUGAAAACGGAAUGUCAAAUAGAACAAAAUAUGCAAAGGAGUCGUCUAGUCAAUACUACACAGACAAUCUAAAAGUGGAAAGCUCAUCAAGUACACCUCGAAGUGUUUCGCGUGAUAAAAAUCUACACACUAGUCAGUUCAGUAAAUUAAGUUCUGAAUCAUUGUACAUUAGAGCAAAAACUAUUGAAAAAGAAAGUUUAACAAGGUUUGAUUAUAAAAAAACUACAAUAAGUGAUUUAUCACGUUACAAAUAUGAUAGUAUUCCAGACCUGAAUCGAUUGCAUCCAUCAUCAGAAAGUAAAUUUUUGUCUAGAUCGCGGGAAGAUUUAUUGCGUCGAGACUAUGAUCUAAGAUCAUCUUUUCUCACUUUACUAGACAGAGCAAGCAUUCCAGAUUUAAGUUCAACUGGUAGAACAGCGUACAGUUACAAUUUAGCCAAAAAAUAUGACACAUAUUCUGCAUCUUCACUUAAUUUAGACUCUGAUUCUAAACGACGUUCAUAUGCUAGAUCUUAUAACAGCAGUUCUAAAAACUUUGAACAUCCUACGUAUACACCAAAAUCAUUUCAUUCUACUGACUAUUCUUUGUCUGUAUCAGACAGUCUAGCUUUGAGUCGCUCGCGUAGAAGAUUUGAAUCAAGAAAAUCUGCUGUCGUAUAUGAUGGUACUUCAUCAACUAAAUCUUCAAUAAACAGAUCGCAAGACCGUGGAAAAUGUCCAACAUUCUGCACUAAGUUGACUAAUUGCACAGUAGCUGAAGGAUCUCGCAUACGACUUAUAUGCACUACAAUUGGACACCCAGAACCACAAGUUUACUGGACGAAAAAUGGAGAUCGAGUUCGCACUGGUGGUCGCGAAAGAAUAAAGUAUGAUAAUGGAAUGGCUACACUGGAAAUCAUUGCUACACAGCUCGAAGAUGCUGGUUAUUAUGCUUGUUUAGCGAAGAAUUCGUACGGUCAAUCAUCGACGGAGGCUACAGUUCGAGUGUACUCAGUUUAUGAAUCGGCGCCCUUGGGUCCCACAUUUACGUCUGCUUUAAAUGAUAAAUACAGAUUAUCCGAUCGAGAAUUGGUGCUCGAAACUCGCGUACGGGGUCAGCCGACUCCUUCUAUUUCGUGGCUAAAGGAUGAACGAUUGUUGCGGGGUGAUCGAUACAAACAAUCUUUACUUGGGGAUGGCGUUUGCCGCCUGGAAAUAUCUAAUCCAGAUAUUUCGGACAGUGGACAAUAUGUUUGUAAAGCGACCAGUGAGAAAAGUUCGGAACAAAUUCGACACACGGUUCAUUUCGAUGAUUUUGAAACAAAAAAGACACGCACAAGAAAAGAUUACAACUUCGACAGUCGUCUUUACGACUCUCCUAGAGAACGUGAAAAUUUUCCUAAAAUAUCGUCUACUCUUGCCGAUUAUAAAGUACCUGCAGGAGGAACCAUUGCAUUGCAGGUGGAAAUAAAAGAUGCCCAUGCUUCCAAUGUAACCUGGCUACGCGAUCGAGGUGCAAGAAAAGAACCAGUCACAGAUCCAAAAACUCGAACCUUCGCAGAGUCCGGAAUUUACACAUUGAUAGUGCCAGAAGCGACUGAAUCUGAGACUGGCACUUAUGUCUGUAGAGUAAGCAACGCUUACGGCUAUGUGGAUACAAGCGCAACUGUUGAGGUGGUACCGCUUAGUAAAUUCGAUGAUUUGGGAAAACCGGCUAUGUUUGUCUCUCGACCUGUUGAUAAAAUGAUCUACGUCAUGGAUGGAGAGCCAGUGUCUGUGUCCUUUAGGGUCAGCGGUACUCCAAAGCCACGAGUUGUAUGGAUGAAAGGCAUUAGAGACAUAACUGAUGGACCGCGGUCCCAUAAAGAGGCGAUAGAUGACUAUGUUAGGCUGACUUUAAACAGGGUGAACUCAGAGGAUGAAGGGACUUACUGCAUUCUUGUAAAAAAUAUUUAUGGCUGUGACAGGUCGUUCUUCACAUUAAAGGUAAGACAAAGGGCAAAGUCGUUAACUCCAACAGCAGAAAGGCUAAGUUUGUCGGAUCGUCUGUCUGAUAUACACAUCAAAGAGCAGCAAUCUUAUCUCAGGAAUGUUCCGGGACCAAUUAGCAGUGAGCCCAUCGUCGUGGAUGGCGGAAGAAAUUGGCUUUCACUGAGCUGGGGAAAAGCGGAUCAACGUGGACCAGCUCCGGUCAUCGCAUACCGCGUCGACGCUUGGCAGAUGGGCGGAGACGGAGGAGCACGAUGGGUGGAGCUUGGUAUUACGCCAAUCAACUCGUUCGACGCCUUCAACCUUCGACCUGGCGGCGAAUACAAAUUUCGCGUGACGCCGAGAAAUCGUUACGGAUGGGGCGAAUCUGUUACAAUGAACGGUUCGGCAACCGUGAGCGACGAUGUCGAAAUUCCCGAAUUCACGAAAAUUCUUCCUGGACAGCUAAAAGCGCUCGUCGGAUCGACGGUCAACUUGGAAUGCGAAGUUCGAAGCGAAUGCAAAUUCGACGUGAAGUGGCUUCGAGAAACGACGGAGAUCGACUCCUGUGUAGAUUCUAGAUGCGUCAUUAAAAACGAACGUUCAAAGUGUUCGCUCGUAUUAAAAAAUAUCAAGGAGGACGAUUCCGGCAGAUAUAUUUGCGAGGUUUCGAACAAAGCCGGCAAAGUAUCGUCUUACGGGCGCAUAUUAGUUGUGAACGAUCCGAAAAUUUUGAAUGCCGAUGCGCGAUUGAAAAUGAGGUUCCUCGACGGUCUCACGGAAGACGUACCCCCGCAAUUCACCAUGAGACUUCGGGACAGAAGAGUACAGACUUCGUAUCCCGUCAGAUUAACGUGCCAAGCUUUUGGCUGUCCCGAGCCAGAAGUCACUUGGUUCAAAGACGGCAAACCCGUGAUCGAGACGUCCACGCGCUCGAUCUACAUCGACGAGUUGCACUUCCACACUCUCGAAAUCGCUCGCUCGAGCCUGGAGGACUCGGGCUGUUACGAGGCCUGUGCUAAAAAUGAGAACGGCUCGGUAUCCUGCCGCUGCAUUCUCGUCGUCGACAAGGGAAUCCGGGCUUACAUAGCUCCCGAAUUCCUCUACGGUCUGGACGUCGCUUACGCCGUCAAAGUCGGCGGGGAUCUCCGAUUGACGGCACAGAUCGAGGCAUAUCCCAGUGUCGGCAUCGUUUGGCAUCGUGACGGAAUUCGCCUUCGUCCAAGAAGAAGAGCUGCGAUGACACUGAGUAACGAUGGUACGGUGGAGCUUAUCUUAGCCAAAGUUACGAGCAGAGACGCGGGUAUCUACACUUGCACGGCUACUAACGAAAUUGGCAAAGCGGAGACGACCGCCAGAGUAUCCGUAAUCGGUCCAGACGACGGUGUCACAGGUGUGGAUGAUAAUUUCUCGCCACAUGUUGUCGUUAACCCACCAGAUGUUGAUAUACCCUACUCGAGAGUGCCUCUAUUCGUGACGAAACCAUUAUCAACGGAGGCUCAGGAGGGCGACACCGUGAUAAUCCAGUGCGAGGUCGUAGGUGACCCGAAGCCCGAGGUCAUGUGGCUACGCGACUUUCUGAAGCCAGACUACUACCGCGACGCGGCUUACUUCCGGCGCAUUGGAGCCGGUCCCCAGUACAGCCUGGAAAUUCCCCAUGCGAAGCUCGACUACACGGGUACGUACUCGGUCCUCGCCAGGAACGAACACGGCGAGGCGAAGGCCGUGAUAUCACUGCAGAUUUAUGCUAAAGGACAAGGCAGGAGCGACAGCACCGACCACAGCAGCGUCAAGCAAGGAAACAUCGUGAGUGUUCCAACGAUAAAAUCCGAACUGAAAAACAUCCGCUGCUGCGACGGAGACGCCGUAACUCUGGAAUGCAAAGUGUACGCACCUUCGGAACCACCAAAUAUCAGAUGGGAAAAAUCUGGAAAGCCUCUGGCGUUGGACGGAGAUUUCUCGGCCGAGUUCGAUGGUGAAACCGCGAAACUUAUCAUCCGUCACGUUUAUCCCGAGGACGAAGGCGAAUACACAUGCGUUGCCACGAACGAAUUGGGCAAAGCUUUCACCUCCGCUUGCCUAGUUGUUGACGUUCCUGAAGGCAAGGAAAAUGUGCUUAGCCAACCGCUUCUCACGAGACCACAGGGACUUCUUUCGGCUAACUCUACUCCAAGAUCUACACCCAGGUCGACACCUGUCAGAAGUUUAUCUCCCAACAUUUCACGUGGACGAGAACUGAAAGCCAUGAAUCUUCCGCGACGCAUCGACUCGGCGGGCAGCAUUCGUCGCAAGCCCAAAAUCUGUCCGCCCAAGUUCUACACGAUACCGCACAACCGCGUAGCCGAGGAGGGCGAGACCGUGCGUUUCCAGUGUGCUGUGGCCGGAUACCCGGUGCCCUGGUGUGCUUGGGACAAAGAUGGCAUUUCCGUCACCUCGAGCGCCCGCAUCAGCAUCAAGGAGAAGGACGACGUAAGGAUCCUCGAAAUCGCCGAGGUGACGCUCGAAGACGCCGGCCUUUACAGGGUGACGCUCGAGAACGACGUCGGGAGGACCGAGGCGACCGCUCGAUUGGAAAUCAUAAAUCGAAAUACACUUACUCCACGACCAAUUAGAACAAGGAGUGCAUCGCCCCGAACAUAUCCUACUUUUAGCAGGAGCCUUUUGAGUACAACCACAAGACUGAAUGGACGUUUGCAGCUACAAUGCGAUAUUCGUGGCUCUCCAAGUCCAAGUACAACUUGGUUCAGAAACGGAACAAGAAUCGAGCGCUCAGCUAGGAUAAAGAGAUCCUUUGUCGGUGAGAGAGCUGUCAUUGAAAUCGCGGGUGUUAAGGAAAGCGAUGCAGGCGAAUACAUCUGCGAAGCGAAAAAUCUGCUCGGAACAACGAGAAGCAGUUGUAAGGUGGUGGUGCUAGACGCCGAAGAUCCAUCGACAAAAGACCGCGAGCCUCCACGUUUUCUUCAAUCAAUGGCUGAGGAGUCGAUCGUUAUGGAAGGUCACUCGUAUGAACUCCAAGCAAGGCUGGCUGGUACACCACUGUUCACGGUACUCUGGCUGAAAGAUGGCCAUGAAGUUGUCGACAGCGACUAUUAUCGUCACGUUGUUUACGAGGAUGGCGGUGUCGCCCUCAGGUUCCUCAAUAUUCAUCCACUUGACGCCGGCGAGUAUACGUGCGUCGUGAGGAAUGAACACGGUGAGGCGACUUGUCGUGGACUGUUCAUUGUACAGGAUUACAAGAGUGCAUCAUCGAAUUCGAUGCUAAGUUUUGUAAAGACACCGGUACCCGUUUUCGCGGAAAAGGGAGAAACGGCAUGCUUCUGCGCGAGAAUCCAGAGCGAUCGUUCGGUCGACGUUGAUUGGGCGAUCAAUGGCAAGAGCGCGAGAGAAGACUACAGAUGCAAGAUCGAGAGGGAUGGCUCAACGAGUAUUCUGAGGAUACCAUCGGUAAAUCAGCGCGACUGCGGUGAGAUCCGUUGCAUAGCCUCGAUCACCCGUGGUCCCUCCAUCAGUGCCAGCGCCCAGUUACGGCUGAAACCUUCCAAACUUCUUAACUCCUUGGAGCCUCGAUCUCGAAGCCUACCAAGAUCUAAGGACGGCUCAGUGCGAAAACCAAAUGGUGUAUCGACGCCAAACCUGCGUACUGACAACUGCACUGUCGACGCGAAGAAGCGAGCUUCGAGCUUUACGAGACUCAGUCCCAAGACUCGCGAGUCCUCUGCGGAAAGCAUUUCAUCUAAAUCGCCGGCUGUCAGAAGGAAGAUCGUAAAUGGCCAGGCUAGCAGCAUGUCCAGUGAGAAGCUCAAAGAACCGGUGGUCAAAACUGGUCCGAAGUUGCCGAUCUCGAGAAAACAAGCGAAGGAGUCACCGGUCAAAAAAUCGGAUGUAGCUGUGAACAUGGAGCCAGUGGAAAUCACAAUUGAGCCUAUCGAGAAGGUGCAUCUGAAUAUCGAGCCAGUGGAGAGGGUGCACGUGCCGAUCGAUCCAGGCUUCGAGAUCGACCAAAGCAUCGUUGAAAUCCUCGCUUUGGAGAACAUCAUUACACCGGUCAGUUCGGAGCCAGAAGUUCCUGACAAGCAGUUAUCGAAGUCUACGUCGCCGGUUAGGGAAUCCAGUAAAGAGCGCGUCGUUUCUAUCAAGAGAAUCUCUAGCUUCAAGCGUCACCAUCACCACAACAACAAUAACAACAACGAAGAUGACCACAACGAUAAAGAAACGACGAAGACACACGUGGACAAAAAGCCUCCACCUUCGCCUCGUUCUCAGACUCAACCGGAAGAGGAGAUGAUCAUGACGACUAAACAACAUAAGGAGAUUUCGGAUAAUCAUCGCGAUGAGCCGGCCCUAGUGCUCAGGCCACCUGACGACGUGAUCACGCUACAAGGAUCAACUGUUUUACUCGAAGCCGAGUAUCAAGGCCACCCUGAACCGAGUGUCAAGUGGAUGCGGGCGGGUCGAGAGUUAGCAGCCGAUGAGAGGACGCACAUCGAUAGCGCGGAAGGGGUCUCGAGAUUAAGGCUCGACGGGAUCACUGCUGACCAAUCCGGCAAGUAUGCUGUGUCGGUGGAGAACGCCCUCGGUAGCGACUGUCGAUUUGCCAGUGUCGCCGUUGAAGGUCCGCCGGAACCCCCGUGCGAUCCGCCGACGGUGAAGCCACUGCGCCGCGAUACCGGCGCCAGUAGCAACGGGGCGAGUGUCACCUGGUGCUCGCCAGCCUACGACGGGGGCUGUGCCCUUACCGGCUACACAGUCGAGUGUCGGCGUAUCGGCGAGCUCUGCUGGCGCGUCGUUGCCGAGAACUGCCUUAGCCUCUGCCACGAAGCGCACAAUCUUCACGCCGGGGCUACUUAUCUGUUUCGCGUUCGAGCUCUGAACGUUCACGGACCUGGUGAACCGAGUCCUGAGUCCAGGCCCUUCAAGGUGCCCUUCGUUGACAUGGACGACGCCGAGGACAAGCUCAAGGUCGAGGAGGAUCAAGCCAAUAUGGAGGACGAGAACGGCGAGUACGACGACAAGGAAGUAACAGCCGAGGAGGGUCACCUCUUCAAAGAGCGUUACGCUCUGCACGAGGAAUUGGGCAAAGGCCGUUACGGCGUGGUCCGAAGAGUCGUUGAGAAGAAAUCGGAGAAGUCGUUUGCCGCCAAAAUUGUGCGAACCGUGAAAACGUCGGAUCGCAAGCAAGUGCAAGAGGAGAUGAAAAUCAUGAAUCUGCUCAGGCAUCCAAAACUUCUGCGGCUCAUGGCGGCCUUCGAGAGUCCUAAAGAAAUCGUUAUGGUCACAGAAUACAUAUCCGGCGGAGAACUCUUUGAAAGAGUCGUGGCAGACGAUUUCACGCUCACCGAAAAGGAUAGCAUUCUCUUUAUGAGGCAAAUUUGCGAAGGCGUACGAUAUAUGCACAAAAACAACGUCGUUCAUCUGGAUCUGAAGCCUGAAAACAUAAUGUGUCACACGAGAACAUCACACCGCAUAAAACUUAUCGACUUCGGUCUCGCACAAAUUCUCAGUCCAAGCCAACCUGUAAGAGUACUUUUUGGAACUCCGGAAUUCAUUCCCCCAGAAAUCAUAAAUUACGAACCCAUCGGCACGGAGUCUGACAUGUGGAGCGUUGGUGUAAUUUGUUACGUCUUAUUAACUGGAUUGUCACCGUUCAUGGGCGAUAAUGAUGCCGAAACUUUUGCGAACAUCGUUCGAGCGGAUUACGACUUCGAGGAUGAAGCUUUUGAUGCUAUUUCGCCAGAUGCUAAGGACUUCAUCAGCAACUUACUUCAAAAGAAAAAAGAAUUGAGAAUGUCCGCAAAACAAUGUCUUAGUCACUCAUGGCUGGCUCAGCACACAGAAAAUAUGAGCAGAGUCGCACUACCCACAGACAAACUGAAAAAGUUCAUUGUUAGAAGAAAGUGGCAGAAAACCGGCAACGCUCUGCGCGCGCUUGGUCGCAUGGCGAUGCUGUCAGCCAAUCGACGCAGCCCAUCGUUAUCGCCGACCUCUACGCGAUCGCUCAGCGAAGUAGCUAGGUCGGAAUCCCUCGACUCAGAAAACCUGGACGACAGCGUCCGAAGGGAGGAGGAUGAAUCUCUGGAGCAUUCCGCAUCCGAAGGCGAAAUUGCUAAGAAGUCGGAGCAGACUGGGGAGAUGGAUAGUUCAAAGGUUGAAGAGGAAUCGAGCAAGGAACUAAAUGUUGACGAUGUUGUGGAGACGGUAAAAGAUCUGAAUAUGUCUAGCAAAGAGCAGGCAAGUGAAGAUAUAGAGAAGGACGUUUGUGAAGUAAAACAGGAAGAUAGUGGUGAUAAGGAGAUCGAGGCUUCGAGCAAAUCUAAUGAACGAGAAGAUGAUGUGAACCUUUGCAAUGAGGAUAACGAUGUUACCGAAGAGACUGAAAAAGUGUUGAAUGUUCAAGCAUCAACUGAUGAUCAAAAAAAGAAAGAAGACAGCGAUAAAGAAGUGUCGGAGUCUAAGGAAACUGCGGAAGAAGAAUCUGACGAGAUAACUGUCAUAGAGAAGGAGGAGGACACAGCGGAAAAAGAAUCUCUAGAAGAUGAAGAAUCUGUAAAAGAGGGCAGCGAUACAUCCAUUAAAGACAAUAAGGCUGAUGAAGUAUUUAAAACCGUAGAUAACGAUAGUUUUAAGAAAGAAAAAGGCACUACCCAAAACUUUUUUUCCAAGCUCAAGAAGUCGUGCGAUGUUAUGGCUAAUGAGUCGACCUCAAAGACUAUUGAGAACAGCGUGUUUUCACGGGGAAUCAGUAAAUCUCAUUUUGAGGAACCAAUGAAUAAUGGAAGUGCAAAAGAGGUCAAGAGAUUGAAUAAUAAGGAAACUGGUGUAGCUGCAGGUUUUAAAGCAAACAAAGACAUUGCUUUCGAUCGCGAAUUUACCAGACGUAGUUUUCGCAAGUUUAAUACUCAGCUUGAAGCCAAUACGGAUGAGGACACAAGGCUAGACGGAUCACCAAGUCGAGGUCGGUUCGCACCGACAGGCAACGUCAGUCGAACGGCCAAAUUGUUCGAGAAGCUGGAGACAGAACAAACCGUCCAUCAUCACCACGGCAACAAUAACGGCCUGGCGAUGACGACCAAGGACGCGACCGUUUCCGGGAAGCCUCAGCGCAGCGAGCGUAUUCAGCGAGCUUUCGCCUUCUGGAACAAGUAGUCCCGUUGAAUCUCAUUUUUAUCACGCGACAGGCGCGCUUUCGAUUUUUUCAUUUGCAAUAUCUACUCGCGAAAGUUUCGGCCGUCGAUGAGAAAAAUUCUAUGUACACUGCGAUGAAGCGAAAAAAUUGGUAACGAAGGAUGUUAUUGUUGUCAAAAGAGAGUCGCGCCUAUAGACUAGGCUGUUCACAUAAUGCACGAGAUUUUUAUUGAAUGACAAUUAAUGAUUAGCGUUUUAAGAGAAGAAACGUUUUUUUCUUUAGUUAUAUUUUAUUUCCUCUUUUUUUUUAAAUAUAUAGUUCGUCGACACGGCAAGUACUUUUAUUUUAAAAACUCGUCGUUUUUAAACGUGCGAGAGCGUCGCUGUGGCCUUUUUAACAGGGACGACGCACUAUAAUACGUUUUAAUCCGCGAUCGCGUGUACCUUCGACAGUAAAGAUUGUUCACUCGAAUAUUACGUAAUGUGUACCAUAGACUUUAUUUUAUUCAAAUAAAGAAGUUAUCUGAAUAAA
Messenger RNA from Nasonia vitripennis (jewel wasp), 23968 nucleotides. RefSeq names its product titin homolog. The transcript has 47 exons. Lineage: Eukaryota; Metazoa; Arthropoda; Insecta; Hymenoptera; Pteromalidae. The record is from RefSeq and is a predicted model, not a curated record. Gene Ontology annotation, molecular function: protein binding; protein kinase activity; ATP binding. Gene Ontology annotation, biological process: protein phosphorylation. Bases 598 to 23457 code for a protein of 7619 amino acids.